ACAUUUAACUCUUCCUCUGUCUCGACUCUCUAGAAAAAAAAAAAAACACACACAUUUCAAUUUGAUUUCUCUAUUGGUUUUUGAUAAAAAAAAAAGAGUUACAUAUAUCGAAAUUUACACUCUUUUUUGGUUGUCGCCGCAGUUGAUACUCACUGCAAGCUUCUCUUGUAAGCUCAUUCCCUAGACUUCUUCACCACUCUUUCUUCUUCUUCUUCUUACUUAAACUUCUGGGUUUGGAAUCUGGUACUUAGAGUAAGAGAAAAUGAGCGCUUCCAAGUUCAUAAAAUGUGUUACUGUUGGAGAUGGAGCUGUUGGGAAGACUUGUAUGCUUAUCUGUUACACUAGCAACAAGUUUCCUACUGAUUAUAUACCGACUGUGUUCGACAAUUUCAGUGCUAAUGUCGCUGUGGAUGGACAAAUCGUGAAUUUAGGGCUAUGGGAUACUGCAGGUCAAGAAGAUUACAGUAGGUUGAGACCAUUGAGUUACAGAGGAGCUGAUAUUUUUGUCUUAGCCUUUUCCCUUAUUAGCAAAGCUAGUUACGAAAAUGUACUCAAGAAGUGGAUGCCUGAACUUCGUCGGUUUGCUCCAAAUGUUCCCAUAGUUCUUGUUGGUACAAAGCUAGAUCUCCGAGAUGAUAAGGGAUACCUCGCGGAUCACACCAAUGUCAUUACCUCUAGUCAGGGGGAGGAGUUGAGGAAGCAAAUCGGUGCAGCUGCUUAUAUCGAAUGCAGUUCCAAGACUCAACAAAAUGUGAAAGCGGUGUUUGACACAGCUAUCAAAGUUGUACUUCAGCCUCCGAGUAGGAAGGAGGUCACACGGAGAAAGCAGAAACACAGAAGAUCCGGUUGCUCCAUUGCGAGUAUUGUCUGUGGAGGCUGCACCGCGGCUUAAGACACAACACCAAGUCUCAGCGACAUUGUGACUCUCUCUUUCUCUCUAUGGUUGUUGUCUGGUUCGUAGGUUGAAAAACUCACUAAAUGUGAAGAUAAGGGAACUGUUGGUUCUCUUAUUUGUAUGUGAAGCUCCUUUCUUUGUUUUUCGGUUGUGCAGAUUCUGUAACAUUCUCUUAUCUUGUUAACAAGUUUUGGAUCUUUUAGCAAAUUUGGAAUUCUUGAAUUUUGUUCA
This is a messenger RNA of Camelina sativa (false flax), 1126 nucleotides long. The record is from RefSeq and is a predicted model, not a curated record. NCBI's taxonomy places the organism in Eukaryota, Viridiplantae, Streptophyta, Magnoliopsida, Brassicales, Brassicaceae.